ACACCUCGCGCACCCUUUUUCAUUACGAUGCUGCCUCUUAUUUGUUAGAAGAGUCGGCAAUGCAGAUCACUCAGCCAUGUAUAGUUGUGGGUACAGAUUGCUCUGGGAUGGAAGCACCGCUGCAAGCCCUGCACAACUUGGGCGUGAACGUGCGGCACAGCUUCAGCUCAGACAUCAAUGCACAUGUCCGCAAGACAAUUGAAGCGAAUUUCCGGCCAGAGAUCUUUUAUACUGAUUUGACUCAGCGAUGCAACGAGAACGCCCCAGCUGUGGACUUGUACGUUGCAGGCUUUCCUUGCCAGCCCUUCUCCCUCGCGGGCCUUAUGCAAGGUUUCCGAGAUCUGGAGGGGCGCGGACUCGUUUUCUUUUCCAUUAGGGAAUACAUUCGCCAAACGAGGCCCAAAGUCUUCAUAUUAGAGAACGUGGCCGGCCUCGUGAAGAUCAACGGGGGGGACUACUUCAAGGCGAUCAUCCAGUCGCUCGAGACAAUGGGAGGCUACGUCAUCCACCACCAGAUACUAGACACGAAGCUGCACGGGAUCCCACAGAGCCGGGGCCGCGUCUACAUCGUUGGCAUAUGCAGUGACAUUUUCGCCGCCGUCUACGACCACUCCCCGCUCUUCCCAGCGCCCAUCGCGUGCCCGAGCCUCGAGCUGCUCCUCGAGGCGCGCGACGCGCGGCAGGCGCACGCCCUGCCGCCCGCCUCGCAGACCACCGCCCGGGCCAACGUGGAGCAGACGCUCGAGGCGAUCCGGCGCGCGGGGAGGGACCCGUCCCCAGAGCGCGCGUCCGCUCCUCGACUGCGACUCCUCCAGCCACCGCGCCGCGCGGCUGCUGGGCGUCUCCCCCUGCAUCACGUGCGGGCGCGGCAGCGGUCAUUGGGUGACGAACCGGGGGCGGCGGCUCACCAAGGAGGAGAUGAUGCGGCUCCAGGGCAUGGACCCGACCAGGUUCAAGGUGGUCGUGUCGGCCUCGCAGCUCGGCCGGCAGCUCGGCAACACGAUGUCCGUGAACGUGCUGGAGCGCCUCCUCGCCCGCGUCCUGCCCGCGGCGGGCCUCACGGCGCGCGGGGUGCCCCUGCCAGACAGGUGGCACAGCGGCGCGGCCCUUCGGGAGCUCGCG
Prorocentrum cordatum is the source of this 1122-nucleotide messenger RNA. Lineage: Eukaryota; Dinophyceae; Prorocentrales; Prorocentraceae. The record is from the annotation of a GenBank genome assembly.